Perca flavescens (yellow perch) is the source of this 2056-nucleotide messenger RNA. RefSeq names its product PDZ and LIM domain 7 (gene pdlim7). Gene Ontology annotation, cellular component: adherens junction; stress fiber; Z disc. Lineage: Eukaryota; Metazoa; Chordata; Actinopteri; Perciformes; Percidae. The transcript has 11 exons. Gene Ontology annotation, biological process: muscle structure development; heart development; actin cytoskeleton organization. The coding region runs from base 132 to 1436 and encodes 434 amino acids. Gene Ontology annotation, molecular function: actin binding; muscle alpha-actinin binding. The record is from RefSeq and is a predicted model, not a curated record.
UAAAAGAUUUUGAGGGAUGAUCCUGCUGCUCACCAAGGGGAUCCACGGUGGCUUCUUGACGUCCGCUUUAAGGAAGUCCGAAAGUUAGCCUACUUGCCGAUUGACUUUUUCAUCCAGUAGACUCACUCGUGAUGUCUGAAGGACACAGCGAGGGACAAGAGGCUAUGAACGUAUACUCUGUAACCCUCAGCGGCCCAGCGCCUUGGGGCUUCAGGCUGCAGGGUGGCAAGGACUUCAGCAUGCCCCUCACCGUGUCAAGGCUGACCCCGGCCGGGAAGGCAGCUCAAGCUGGUGUCGGGGUGGGAGACUGGGUGGUGUCCAUCAGUGGUACCAAUGCAGAAGACAUGACCCAUGUGGAGGCACAAAACAAGAUCAGAGCAGCAACAGACUCCCUCACCCUCACUCUCAGCAAAGCUUUCAAAGCAGGUGGAGACCAGAAGGACUUGUUUUCUCCGGCUUCUGUUCAGCCAAAGUACUCCUUUGCCCCCAGCACAACCAUUAACAAGAUGGCGCGGCCAUUUACAGCAGGUGGUAGUGCCAACUCAGGACCUGCUAUUAAACCUGUGGCCUACUCCCCUAAACUUAACACCCAGAGCUCACAGGGCCGUGCCAGUAUGCAGCAGCCACAGAAUGGCCUUGAGCCAACUCCCUCACCUGCCAAGGCCCAGGCAGCAGCUAAACCAGAUGGCUCCAAGACUGCAGUUGCGGCAGCAGGCACUUCAGGCCCUUCCUCUCGACCGCCGUGGGUCACUGACCCUAAUUUCGCCGACCGCUAUCGCCCGGACAAGACCAGCACCGUCGUGACCCAGCACCAGCAGCCGGUCCAGCCGACGCCUAUGCAGAACCGCAGCUCCAUCCUGCAGGCAGCGCAGCAGGCACCGGAAGACGGCGGGAGGACCCCGCUAUGUGGCGCCUGCAACAAAAUCAUAAGGGGUCGGUACCUGGUAGCGCUGGGUCGUUCUUGGCACCCGGAGGAGUUUACGUGUUCACAGUGUAAGGCGGUCCUGGAUGAGGGGGGCUUCUUCGAGGAGAGAGGGUCUGUCUACUGUACCAAGUGCCACGAUAACCGAUACGCUCCUAACUGCGCCAAGUGCAAAAAGAAGAUUACAGGGGAAAUCAUGCAUGCCCUGAAGAUGACCUACCAUGUUCAGUGUUUCAAGUGUGCAGCCUGCAAGACUCCCAUCAGGAACCAAGCCUUCUACAUGGAGGAGGGCGAACCCUACUGUGAGAAAGACUAUGAGAAGAUGUUUGGCACCAAAUGCCAUGGUUGUGACUUCAAGAUUGAUGCCGGCGAUCGGUUUCUGGAGGCCUUGGGCUACAGCUGGCACGAUACGUGCUUCGUCUGUGCUCUCUGCCAAAUCAACCUGGAGGGGAAGACGUUCUACUCGAAGAAGGAUAAGCCCCUGUGCAAAGGCCAUGCCUUUGCUCCAGUGUAAGAGAGUGAGUGAGCUUCAUCUUCAGAGGAAUUAACACUUCUCUCUCUCUCUCUCUCCCUACUCUUUACCACACUCCGCCCUCCGGCACACUCGUACACACUCUACAUCUCUUCUUUGCCAGCCACACACCUAGUUACACUAGUCUUUUUUUCUAUCCUACAGACUUUGUUUCUACAUUUGAGGCUUACUGUACUGCACCACGCGUUACUUCACUGUGCUAAUAGGACCGUUCACACGAUACUGCCUGUAAUACCAAAUGCUGUGUUGUAUAACUGGAAGUAGUCAAGGAAUUGUUUCAUGUCAUCACUAACUUGUCAUGUUCGGAUCAAACAUUAAAAAGUGCAGCUGCAGUUUGUCUAAAUUAAAUUGUAGUAGUUAGUUAGGAACUCUCACGACUCUACUAAUCUCAUCCCUGUUCAGUCCGAAGUAAGAUCAAAUCAGUAUCUUUCAAGUUGGAGGAGUCAUUUAGCCUUUAAUAAUCUCACAAAUUGCAGUAAUGAUCUACCAGUACUCCUGUACUAGCGUGUAGAGAAGUGGUGGCCCCAUUCAGGACCCUGGCACUCUGACUCUUACUGCAGUGGUGCUUAUUGACGUAAUGGGGGUCCAGUCAAGCAGAAAUG